AUGGAAGAAAUCCUGCACCACCUUGGAUGGUUGAAACCCUAUAGAUACUGGGAUAAACCACCAAUCAACUGGUGCAGGAUUUCGCAACCAUCCACAGUAUGUUUCUCAUUUUCACAUGGCCACCUUCAGCUGCUCCCAGCUCCCCAGAUCGAGCGUUGGGUGAAGCGAACGCAGAAGAUCGGGCCCCGAAAAGUCACGGGAGUUUUGCAGCGCUUGACCAAGGAGCGAGGUCCUGCAUUGACUGCUGAAGUCCUAAAGUCCAUGAAGGAGCAGCAAAUGGAGGUGAACAUCUUUCAUGUGGGCGCUGUCAUUGGAGCCUGCCGACAGGAUUGGCAACUGGCGCUGAGCUUCUUGAGAGGGGCAAUGGAUGAUUCUUUAGAGGUGGACCAGAUCAGUUACAAUGCAGCCAUCAGCAGCUGCCAGCGUGCCGCUCUGUGGCGCGCCGCGCUGGCCAUUCUGCAGGACAUGGCCAUGGAGUCAGUAUCUCCGAACAUCAUCAGCUACAAUGCCACGAUUGCAUCAUGUGAAGAGGGGGGAAUAGCUUUAUCUCUGAUAGAAGAGAUGAGCCUCCAGCAGAAUCAGCCUGAUGUGAUCAGCUACAAUUCUGCAAUCAGCGCAUGUGGUAAAACCGGAGAGUGGCAAGCGGCCUUGCACUUGUUUGACUUCAUGGCAAGCAGAGAUUUGAUCAGCUACAAUGCCGCUAUGAGCGCAUGUGCCAGGAGCCAGUGUUGGCAGCAGACUUUCCAUCUACUCCGAAGCAUGGAGCAGCAGCAACGGCCGGAUGAGGUGUCGUAUGGCGCUGUGAUGCGUUCUCUGUCGGGGGUGGCCUCACAGUGGUUGCUGGCUCUGGAACUCCUACGUGAGACGGACAGAAGGCGGCUGGAAGCGAACUUGAUCAUUCGAAAUUCGGCCUUGUUUGCCAUCGGUCAUGGGAACUGGCGAAUGGUCCUCUCGCUAUUGCAUGAUCAGCAGGUGGUGGAUGUGGUGACCUUCACCGCGGCCUUCCAGGCCCUGGAGGUUGGCCCCUCAAAGGUGGCGCUGGCACUGCUGGAAGUGGCAAAACGCCAGGUCCAGCUGGAUCCAGCGUGUCGCAACAGCGCAGUCAACGCCUUGACGAAGGGGACACGUUGGGACCUAGCGCUGCACGGCUGUUUGGUGAGCCAUGGCGACAUCGUGGGAUACACAUCGCUGAUGAGUCACUGCCCCUGGGAGGUCGCAAUGAGCCUGUUGCAGUCCAUAAUGGAUCGACAGCUCAAAGCCGAUCUCUUGACUUUUGGUGCCUGUCUUUGCGCUUGUGAGAAGUCUGGGCGAUGGGAGGUUGCCUUGAAUUUCUUGAUGGCGAUGGCAACCACGAGUUGCCAAGCUGACACCAUGUGCUGCAAUGUGGCACUGAGUGCAUGUGAGAAUUCGAGCCAAUGGGAGAUGGGGCUUUCUCUUCUCUUCGGUGGAAUUGGUGGAAUUCAGUGUGAUACGGUGAGCUUCAACGCUGCCCUCAGCUCUUGCGCGACGGGGCACCAGUGGCCUUCGGCCUUGGAGCUCUGGCGUCAGCUGCCCAACCUGGAGCUGGAGCCGGAUCUGAUCUCAUACAACGCGCUGAUUUCCAGUUGUCAAGGUCAGUGGCAGUUGGCACUGUGGUUCUUAGAGGAUCUUCAAAGACAAGAGAUGCUGCCUGACAUUGUGACACUCAACAGUGCCAUGAGUGCGCUGACCAGCUGGCAGCAAGUGUUGCUUCUCUUUGAGGAAGUCUCUGGUGAGGGUCCCCAGGGCGACAUCAUCAGCUACGGCAUUUGCUUGGACGCCAUGGCGGCCGCAGCGCAGUGGCCUUGGGCCGUUGAGCUCUUGGAGGCCAUGUCAAAGCAGAUACUUCGGGCCAACGCCCUUGUUUACUCUGCAGCAAUCCUGGCAUGCGAGCACUGUGAGCAGCACCAGGUGGCAGCGGAACUUCUCUGGCAGAUGCGAGAAGAACACAAGGGACCCAGGACGGAAGCCACGGCUUAA
Messenger RNA from Cladocopium goreaui, 1998 nucleotides. The record is from the annotation of a GenBank genome assembly. Lineage: Eukaryota; Dinophyceae; Suessiales; Symbiodiniaceae.